AUGAUGGCUCUUGAUUUUGCUACUACAUUCAUAUUGGGUUCUUGUUCCAAACCACAAUUGGGUUCUUUUCAUUCUGAGUUGGUUAUUGUUAAUCUGAGAUAUGAAUCUGUGAACAAAUGUAGUUGUUUUAGUGUUUCAGCUCAUCACAGAGCUACCAUUCCUGUUGAAGAUCAAAAGCCCUUGCUUCAUUCUGCUUAUCAGAAUCACUCCAAGGGCUUUCACAGAGACAUCAACAUGCUUCCCAAGCCGUUAAUGUCAGUUGAUGAUUCUUCUUCUGCCAGUGAUGGAUCAAAGGUGCGCGUGGGUUAUCAGGGAGUGCCAGGAGCUUAUAGUGAGGAUGCAGCUUUGAAAGCGUAUCCAAAUUGUGAGACUGUGCCAUGUGACGAUUACGAAGCUGCAUUUAAGGCGGUUGAACUGUGGUUGGUUGAUAAAGCGGUUCUACCGAUUGAAAAUUCUGUGGAUGGAAGCAUCCACCGCAAUUAUGACUUACUUCUUCGACAUAGAUUGCACAUUGUUGGUGAGGUGCAGCAGCGUGUUGACCAUUGCCUCUUAGGAUUGCCUGGUGUGACAAAGGAGGAGCUCAACAGUGUUAUGAGUCAUCCUCAGGCUCUUGCUCAAUGUAGGACGUUGCUCAAUGAUUUAGGUGUUGACAAAGUUGGUGAGCAGGAUUCUGCUGUUGCUGCAAAGACAGUGGCCAUAAAUUGUGUAAGACACGCUGGAGCUAUUGCAAGUUCUCGAGCUGCAGAGAUAUAUGGCCUGGACAUUCUAGCUGAAGGAAUUCAGGAUGAUGAUGAAAACGUUACCCGUUUCUUGGUCCUUUCGAGGGAGCCUAGAAUUCCAGGAACUGACGAGCCCCAUAAGACUAGUGUUGUUUUCGGUUUAGAUGAAGGUCCAGGUGCACUAUUCAAAGCUCUCUCAGUGUUUUCUAUGAGGGAUAUUAAUUUGUCAAAGAUAGAGAGUCGUCCGCUGAAGCAGCGUCCCUUAAGAAUUGUUGAUGAUUCAAAUCAUAGGAGUUCCAAACACUUUGACUACCUCUUUUACAUCGAUUUUGAAGCAUCAAUGGCAGAACCUCGAGCACAAAAUGCUUUAGGACAGUUGCAGGAAGUUGCGAGUUUUCUUCGAGUUCUUGGUAGUUAUCCAAGGGAUACACAUGUAUAA
Molecule: messenger RNA, 1158 nt
Organism: Lathyrus sativus (Indian pea)
Lineage: Eukaryota; Viridiplantae; Streptophyta; Magnoliopsida; Fabales; Fabaceae
Source: the annotation of a GenBank genome assembly